AAGCUCCUCUCCGCAGACUGACGUACGUGCUGCGUUCAGCGGCGGAGGCACGCAGUCUCCCCGCGCACAUAGAUGGUAUUCACGAAGCUGCCGCGUGAACUGAACAAUUGACUACGACGUGGGUUUCGUGGUUGUGUUCUGACAGUCCGCCUGAGAGCACAGGGACCGGGGUCAGCGGAGCCCAUCAACCCAGGGCUGCAGAUAGAGCCUUCCUCCAGUUUUUAUCUGCUCUUGGGGCUCGGCAUGUCGGAUGAAGAUUCCAGAGCCAGCUCAAGCUCCUCUUCAUCUUCAUCUUCAAACCGGCAACAGGAGACCAACUAUCUGAAAAAGAAAGACAGCAAAGCCAGCAUGAGCAAGAGCUCUAAACUACUGUCCACUAGCGCUAAAAGAAUUCAAAAGGAGCUGGCUGACAUCACACUGGAUCCUCCUCCCAACUGCAGUGCUGGACCCAAAGAUGAUAACAUCUAUGAGUGGAGGUCAACCAUCCUGGGCCCCCCGGGCUCUGUAUACGAGGGAGGGGUAUUUUUUCUGGACAUCGCUUUCUCUCCAGAUUACCCCUUCAAACCACCCAAGGUGACAUUCCGGACCAGGAUCUACCACUGCAACAUCAACAGUCAGGGCGUCAUUUGCCUGGACAUCCUGAAGGACAACUGGAGUCCAGCUCUGACCAUCUCCAAGGUUCUGCUGUCCAUCUGCUCGCUGCUUACCGACUGCAACCCCGCGGACCCUCUGGUGGGGAGCAUCGCCACGCAGUACACCACAAACAGACCCGAACACGACAAGAUAGCCAAACAGUGGACCAAACGCUACGCCACAUGAUCGCCCAAGCUGACCCCAUCACCGCCGCCGGGGGAGGGUGGGAUUUUAUUGUGAAAUGUAUCUUUGUUGUAUCUUUUAAGUUAUGCGUUCCAGCUGGAAGACCGUGUUAAUAUUAAAGAUGAAACGUGUGCUCCUGUUGCAAACGCAAGGGGUUUGUGUUGUUUCUAACAUACGGUCAUGCUUGUUUCCAGUCCUCUAAAAGUGACAAAUUAAAUCAUC
Molecule: messenger RNA, 1038 nt
Organism: Oryzias latipes (Japanese medaka)
Lineage: Eukaryota; Metazoa; Chordata; Actinopteri; Beloniformes; Adrianichthyidae
Gene: ube2e1
Product: ubiquitin-conjugating enzyme E2E 1
Source: RefSeq, a predicted model, not a curated record